This is a messenger RNA of Zingiber officinale, 339 nucleotides long. RefSeq names its product nucleoplasmin-like protein NO29. Lineage: Eukaryota; Viridiplantae; Streptophyta; Magnoliopsida; Zingiberales; Zingiberaceae. The transcript is spliced from 2 exons. The record is from RefSeq and is a predicted model, not a curated record. Bases 1 to 339 code for a protein of 112 amino acids.
AUGGGGAAGAGUAUGAUGAAUAAUGGGAUUUGUAUUCAGUCAUUCAAUGAUGGAGGUACAAGUAAUGAUUUUUAUGGUUUGCUAGAUGAAAUUAUAGAGAUAGAAUAUCCUGGGCUAGAAAUGCGAGAGAAAGUUGUGAAUACAUUUCAGACCGAGAAAUAUAUUAUUCCAACAUUACGAAAUCCCAGGGGAGUAGUGAUAAACAUGGAUGCAAAUGAAAUUGAUAAUGAUGUGGAGGAAGUGGAAGACGAAGAGGAAGAGGAAGAGGAGAAGGAGGAGGAAGAGGAUGACGACAUCAUGGAUGAGGAUGACAAUGAUAAUGAGGACUUCGAUUGUUAA